Messenger RNA from Chelonia mydas (Green sea turtle), 2140 nucleotides. It is a transcript of the gene ATG4A, whose product is annotated as autophagy related 4A cysteine peptidase. The record is from RefSeq and is a predicted model, not a curated record. The transcript is spliced from 13 exons. NCBI's taxonomy places the organism in Eukaryota, Metazoa, Chordata, Testudines, Cheloniidae. The coding region runs from base 104 to 1297 and encodes 397 amino acids. Gene Ontology annotation, molecular function: protein-phosphatidylethanolamide deconjugating activity.
CCGGGGCUGAGUGUCCCCCCCCACUGCAGAACUACAACUCCCAGCGUGCUCUGCGACCGCCGCCUUGUUGUGUGUCGGCUGGGAGGAUGGUGACAGCGGGAGGAUGGAGUCCGUUUUAUCCAAGUAUGAAAACCAGACCACUGUCUUAUCGGAAUACCUAGAAGAAUUUCCAGAAACAGAUGGGUCAGUGUGGAUCUUGGGAAGGCAAUACCACCUUAAGACGGACAAAUCUAAAUUAUUGUUGGAUAUAAGUGCUCGUCUGUGGUUUACAUACAGAAGAAAAUUUUCACCAAUUGGAGGCACAGGCCCUUCAUCCGAUACUGGCUGGGGAUGCAUGCUGCGAUGUGGACAGAUGAUGCUGGCACAGGCUCUGAUUUGCAGGCAUUUAGGAAGGGAUUGGCAUUGGGAGAGACACAAAAAACAACCUGAAGAAUAUCACAAGAUCUUGCGAUGCUUCAUAGACAGAAAAGAUUGCUGUUAUUCUAUCCACCAAAUGGCACAGAUGGGUGUAGGAGAGGGGAAGUCGAUUGGAGAAUGGUUUGGACCAAAUACAGUUGCACAAGUGCUAAAAAAGCUUGCUUUAUUUGAUGAAUGGAAUUCCUUAGCUGUUUAUGUAUCUAUGGACAAUACCGUGGUCAUUGAAGACAUCAAGAAAAUGUGUUGGUCCCCUCCUCAGAGCAGCAGUGCUGUACGUGGCAGCACGCUCUCACACAGAAGUGCUCUCAGUCAAAACAAGAACACAGCAGUGUUUUGCUCAGGCUGGAAACCUCUCUUGCUCAUUAUACCUCUACGACUAGGGAUAAAUCACAUCAAUCCGAUUUAUAUUGAUGCUUUUAAAGAAUGUUUUAAGAUGCCACAGUCUUUGGGGGCAUUAGGAGGGAAACCAAAUAAUGCCUACUAUUUCGUAGGAUUUUUAGGAAACCAGCUGAUCUAUUUAGAUCCUCACACCACUCAGAUUUUUGUAGAUUUGGAGGAAAACGGUAUGGUUGAUGACCAGAGCUUCCAUUGUCAGCAGGCCCCACAUCGAAUGAAGAUCAUGAAUUUGGAUCCCUCCGUAGCAUUAGGCUUCUUUUGUAAAGAAGAAAAAGACUUUGAUAACUGGUGUAGUCUUGUACAAAAGGAGAUUCUGAAGCAGCAGAGUCUUCGGAUGUUUGAGUUAGUCCAAAAUCAUCCAGCCCAUUGGCCUCCUUUCAUACCUCCAGCAAAACCAGAAGUGACAACGUCAGGAGCAGAACUUAUUGAAUCUACUGAUAAACUGUUUGAGUUGGAAGAAGAAUUUGAAAUCCUGAGUGUAUGAAGGAAGCUAUGGUGAUUCUUCUGUGCUGAACAUAUUGCAUUCACUUUAGAGAAACAGCCAUCAUUCUAGCCCACAAGUGCCUGAAAUUAUGGACAACAGAGUACAAAACCAUAGCAGUACCCAAAACUCAGACAGUGACAAUUUAACAAGAUUUUCCCUGGGUGGAAAGAGAAGCAAAGAUCCCAUUGUCAGACGCUUAAAGGGAAUCUCUGCUUCCAGCAUGCAUCCUAUUUGAAGACAAAUGGACCUUUUGAGAUGAAGGCAAAAACAGUAUAUUAAAGUAAAGACUAUGGUAUAUCACUGGGCUCUACCUUUGAAGAAAGGGAUGACCCAAAUGGAUAUUCUUGCUCUCGUAUGCAAAUGUGUAGUCCUUAAAGAAAGCAAAAUGGUGUUGAGUUAAGGGAGGAUGUUUACUUCUGUUCCCUCCUGUGGCUGCAUCAUAGGAAUAAAUUCAUCAUCUUGUUUAAAAGAUCAACUGGAUCAGGAGAAAAUUGUUUCCUUGUUAAAUAUUUUAACAUAUAUUUGAGCAACCACACUUUUUAUUACAACAAUGUUUCUGUAAAAGGAACUAUGUCUAAUGUAUAAAUUUGGAAUAGCCUUCCUGUUUCUGGGAGACCUAAAACAAACAGGAGACUCAAUUAGUUGAUAUAGAUCACGAUCACUGCUAUAGUUAUGACAUAUUUCACCUUGAACUUAAAACUUAGGUUGAUGAUUUUUGUUAAAACAACAAGUCAAAGGUGGUUUGUUUUAACUGUAUCUUAUUUAUUUUAAAAUAGAUUUAUUUACACAAGUUUCUCUGUAACAGCACUUUAUCUGUGCAUCUAAUAAAUUUCUUAAGCUUUU